AUGCUUCCAUUUAUCCGCCUUCCACGCUUUCUUUCUUUCUUUCAGAAGAAGAAGAAGAAGAAGAAGAAGAAGAAGAAGAAGAAGAAGAAGAAGAAGAAGAAGAAGAAGAAGAAGAAGAAGAAGAAGAAGAAGAAGAAGCGAUCGCUAUUGCUGGCUGCGGCGUACACUACAUUUAUUGGGUAUUGCUGAGUAUCGUUGCAAUCAUCAUCUUGAUAAAUGUGGGGUGCGUGCGUAUGUGCAUAUAACGCAUGUGAGAUCCCAGCCCCUCACCACCCACCCACCCACCCCCUCCCCUGUGUUAAAACUCACUGUGUAGUGUGGAACCAGGUCAUGUGUCGUACGCUCAGAGGGACGGCUUAGUUCUGUCAACCACUUGCGCCCAAUUCCCACAGCACAUGACCGACUGGCUUGACACGAACCCGCAGUUCAGUGGUUAGGGGCGUUGGACUACAAACUAACAGGUCGCGCGAUCGAAUCCCAGGUAUGGCGGGGUUGGGUAUGGCUAACUGACGAUGUCCAACAAGCCGGAAAUGACCAAUCCAGUCUCCCUUAUUGCUAUCAUCAAUGCUAUUCUGCCUAUACCACGCGUCUCACUGCAGCAGCAAUAUCCCAUAAAUGCAGUGUACGCCGCAGCCAGCAAUAGCGAUCGCUUCUUCUUCUUCCUCUUCUUCUUCUUCUUCUUCUUCUUCUUCUUCUUCUUCUGAAAGAAAGAAAGAAAGCGUGGAAGGCGGAUAAAUGGAAGCAUCAGUAAGCCGAUUAAUUGGGUAGAACUAGAAAUAGACAAAAUAGGUUAGAUUUAGUGUUUCUUCAAUGCUUCAACCAGCCAUUUUGGGUACCUGCCAUUUGAGACCGGAUAGUUGUGCGGAGCGUGGGUUGCAUGCACUCUAUCUGAUUCAUAGGUUACCAAGUUUCCACUUUGUUUGCAAGUCAGAGGCGCGUUCCGCCGUGAUCUUUGCCCCUCCCCCUUCCCCCCAUCGUUCGUCUCAGCGAAAGUGGGUGGUCUCAACGUCUUCGCAUCUUGACUGUUUUAGAUCGGGCAAGUUAGCCCAACCAGAUAGGAGGCAGGCAAGUUUAUGCAGAGGGUUGAUUACCGGUCGGAAGGCCUCCAGGCUUCUCACACUUGCCUCGAUGUGUGGUUGCCACCUCGCCCACAAUAUCUGCGGCGUUAAGGCUGAAGAUGUGUUACGUCUGCGUUGUCUAGGUUGCCACCUCCGAACGACUAACUGAUGUUUGUGCACUCAUGUUCAAAAUUGGCCUCUCCGACGUACUGUUGACUUUCCCUAGUUAGGGAUAUGGUGACUAGGUUGCAUCACUCUCAGGCGAACUACAGAGUCAGGCCAGUGCACCUCUCCUCCUUCCUAUGAUAUGUUGCAUGAGAAUGACAUUUGCCCUAUGAAUUCCAGAAGUACUGUAAUGUGCUUUCUGGGACAUAAGAGAAGAGCUGGUGAUUAUCAGCGGUGCCUGCAUGGCGGUCGUGUAGCGAUAACAACGGUGCGAGAUCUUUUGUGACGUUGUAGUUGUUUCGUAUCCUCGUUCGUUUGAAACGUGAACGUUGAGUGCAAGCAUUUAUUCGCACUGUCUGAGUGAUUGGGAACAGGAACGGUUAGAAAACCGUCUGAAUCGUUGCGGCUAAAUGGGAAGCAUAGUGAUGGGUCAGAGUUUCGGCAAGGAAGGGUUGCCGAAGGCAUGUGGGUGUGGAAGUCGAGGGAGGAAAGAAGCUGUGAGGAAAUGAGGAUCGCAGCUUUGCAAGUUGAUGGAGGCUUUGCGCGGUUUUCUCGGCUUUAGAGUAAAAUAGUCUGACUUUUCCUGAUGGUGAGACUACGUGGAAUUGUUGAGGUAUCGUGCACUCUUACUGCCGUUAAACCUACCAGAGUCGAUACUGCAGGAUGACCAUGCAUUGCUGCGGAGCUCACUGGUUCCGUUAUGCCUUGGGGUUCUCUCUCUCUCUCUCUCUCUCUCUCUCUCUCUUUAGAUUCCCGCCAGCAGCCGCAUAG
This is a messenger RNA of Spirometra erinaceieuropaei, 1994 nucleotides long. The record is from the annotation of a GenBank genome assembly. Lineage: Eukaryota; Metazoa; Platyhelminthes; Cestoda; Diphyllobothriidea; Diphyllobothriidae.